Molecule: messenger RNA, 2777 nt
Organism: Hypomesus transpacificus
Lineage: Eukaryota; Metazoa; Chordata; Actinopteri; Osmeriformes; Osmeridae
Product: GTPase IMAP family member 6-like
Exons: 7
Coding region: 169-1536 (455 amino acids)
Molecular function (GO): GTP binding
Source: RefSeq, a predicted model, not a curated record
UUGUCUAGAUUGUUAUUGAAACAGAUUAAGAAACAGAAAGCACCAUAGAAGAUAAGAUGGUGAUUCGUAGGUUAUUCGUCGUUUGAAAAUCAACGUUAAAAAGCCUUUUGUAUUUUUGGGAGGUGAUGACAAAAGAUAAUACAUUUUCUCCUCACAACUUAGGGGGGAAUGGCAUUCUCCAAAGUUGAAAGUAAUAUUAAACUUAUCACUGGAGAUCUUGUCCAGACAAACUCUGGUAUUGAGCUGACACUCAGCUGCUUCCUUGAUCCCAAGAUCAACGCUAACUUCGUAACAAUCAAAUGGUUUAAGGAGAGUGAAUGCAUUUACCUGUGCAGGGGUGGCUUAGUGACAGAGGCAGUGGGCUAUGAGCACAAAGUGAGUGUGCUCCCAGAGGAGCUGGAGAGAGGUGACGUGUCUCUAAGGUUGAGAAACGUUGAAAAAUCAGAUGGAGGAGUCUACAUCUGUCAAGUCAUCAGUCAGGGGCAGAUGCUGGAGGCUGCAGUGGGGUUAAGGGUCAGCAAUGCCAAAGAUUACUUACAAAAUGAGACUUUGACAAACAGGAGGAUAAGGAUGGAAUCUGCAAACAGGCUGGAGAACAAGAAAGCACAUAAAUUGAUAAUCAAAGAACCUAGACAACGAGUCAAGCUGCAUGAGGAAAAAGACAAUUUAAAGCAGGAUUUCACUCGAAAGAGAACAGUGACAGAACCUAUUCAACCUUUGAUGAACAGAACCAUGGAAGAUAUAAACUUAGCUCCACCACAGAGGAGGAUAACCAUCUCUUCUUCCUGCAUGGAGGCGGAAAGCAGCUGUCAAGUCCUGUCACUGUCCCCAGUGCCUUCCAGUGUGUCUGAGCUGAGAGUGGUGCUGCUGGGGAGGACAGGAGCUGGGAAGAAGGCAGCAGGAAACACCAUCCUGGGCAGAGACGAGUGUGGAGCCCAGGACAGCCCCGCUGAAGUCACCCAGAGUGGGAGGAGAGAGGGGGACGUGUGUGGGAGACGGCUGGUGCUGGUGGACACUCCAGACUGGUUCUGCCCUGACGUCUCUUUGGAGGAGAGGAGGAAGGAUGUGGGGCGGUGUAUCCACCUGUCAGCACCAGGACCUCACGCCUUCCUCCUGGUCGUACCUGUGGAGCCCGCUGAGGGGGAGGAGAGGCGGGCUGUGGAGGUGAUGGAUGAGAUGUUUGGGGAGGAAUGCUGGGGACACACUAUCAUUCUAUUCACCCACGCUGGAAGUCUGGGAGAACAAAAGAUGGACGCCAGGAGUCAGAACAUGCAAAUGCUUAUAGAGAAAUGUAUGAACAGCUACUGCGUACUCAACAUCGAGGACAAGACCCGUGGCGCUCAAGUCUCAAAGCUGCUGAACCAGAUAGAGGAGAUCAUGGCUGGAAACAGAGCGAGCUUUUACAGCAGUCAAACGUACCAAGAGGCCCAGGCCAAAUGGAUGGCAAUGGAAAACGUACGCAGGGAGAGAGAGGAGAGAAUGCAGAGGAGAGCGAAAGAAAAGAAAGACAUACAUGAGAUGUGCGUGAUGCUCUGAAAGAAAUAGAGGAGGCUGGGACCCUCUCGCAUGAGAGAGACGUCAGAACGCUCCUUGGACAAACUGAGCUGAAGCAACAGAUGAUUGGAGUGGAACAGAGGACUGGAGGAGAUGGUUGAAGAGAUAGCAAGGUAGAAACUGAAAGUUUUGGAUCAAAGGUUCGAUCAAAUGUAAAAAUAUCUAUGUAAAUAUGUUUUUGAAUAUGCAUCAACAUACAUGUAAUUAUUGUAAUGCUACAUUUGCCAACGUGAAUAGACUAUGAGUUAUAGAGUAUGGUUGUUGUACAAGAUACACAUUUCGAAAUUUUCCUGUGAUUACAAGUACUUACAAUAUUGUUCAGGUAUCUAGGCUCAAAAUUAGCAUUUUAAUGCCAAAUAGUUUUCACAGACUGGGCCUCAGGACGAUGGCGUUGCAGGCUCGUGUUCUCUCCUACCACAGGGGGGAGCUCACGCUGCUGGUCCCCUCUAUAAAAAGGCCCAAAGAAAUUCAGCCUUGAGAAAAAAUGUCAGGAAUGUUUGGAAAGCUUAUGUCAAUUUCACGAGCUGGGGAGAAGAAAGCGUGCUGACAAUGAACGGUAACCCGGGUGAGAAUAAUGUCAUUACAUGUUAUCCAGGGACACACACACACACACACACAUGUGAAUACUACUCCUCUAAGCUGAGAACCGUGACCUAAAUGACCCAGGAUCUCCGAGAAUGUGGGCUCGUAUUGAUGACAUAGGCGGUGCGGGUGUGAGCCAGUCCCUACUCCCUUUAAAUCCUUUUACCAGUGAAAGACCCCUGGAACUGCAUUUGUUCCCUGGCCUUGACACCAACAACUAUGGUCUCUGUCUGAUGACUGAUGUUCAUGGCACGCCAACACUUUACAGCUGACAUAUAAAUAAAGAUCCCGUCCCUUUGAAUAAUGCAGCGGUCCAACUGUUUAGUGUGACUCUAGAGUUCCUCUUUACGUGGGAGCAACACUGGAGAGUGCAGUGACAGCUGUGUCAGGGCACACUGAGUUUACUGACAGAGAGAAGGAGAGAGAGAAAGAGGGAUAGAGAAGGAGAGAGAGAGGGGGAGAAAGAGAGGGAUGGAGAGCGAUGGAAAAAGAGAGAGGGGCUGGAAAGAGAGAGAGAGGAUGCAACGGUCAUGUCAGGCAUAUCCACCCCAAUCCCCUUUAUAGGGACCAUGUCAGGAGGCAGGGGGGUUAGAGGAUGGGUGGGAAGGAUUUUGUCAGUAAUGUAUGACACUCCCAGAACC